Messenger RNA from Lingula anatina, 1392 nucleotides. RefSeq names its product prestin. Lineage: Eukaryota; Metazoa; Brachiopoda; Lingulata; Lingulida; Lingulidae. Gene Ontology annotation, biological process: transmembrane transport. The record is from RefSeq and is a predicted model, not a curated record. Gene Ontology annotation, cellular component: membrane.
AUGACAGGCCUGUCCAAAGAAGUACUUAGCCUCCACAUAGAGGACGUCCAACCUGAUGACAAAUUACCCUCAGAAGUUAAUGAAGAGCUUCCACCUCAGCCCGCUAUUCAUCAUAUCAUAGUUGACUGUUCCGCCAUGGCUUUUGUAGACGCUGUUGGUAUCCAGGCUCUGAAACAGAUUGUAUGUGAUUACAAAGAAGUUGGAGUUCAGGUUGUUUUUGCACAUUGCAGAGAUGAGCUUACUGAGAUAGUCCAGAAGAAUGUAUUCCUCGGUGACGAAGGCAGAGACGCCAUCUAUCUUACGGUCCACGACUCAGUACUUGCUGUACUGACAACCGAGCUACCCCUGCUUCAGAAGGUGGAGGAAAUUCCAGGUAUCAAGAUAUUCCACUUUGGAUCAUCUCUGUAUUACGCAAACGCUGAACACUUCCGGAGCAAGCUGCACGCAGCUACUGACUGUGAUCCGGCACUCCUGAAAGCGAAACAGAUGAAGAGCAAAGAGAAAAGCGAAGCGUUGGAGAAAGAAAGAGAGAAGGAAGAGAAGAAAAGACAAAAAGUAGAGUGCAUUUCUACCACAAUAAAGAAGACUACAGAAGUGAACGGUAUAAGUAACAGAGGUAUGAUAGGCCUGCCCAAAGAAGUACUUAGCCUCCACAUAGAGGACGUCCAACCUGAUGACAAAUUACCCUCAGAAGUUAAUGAAGAGCUUCCACCUCAGCCCGCUAUUCAUCAUAUCAUAGUUGACUGUUCCGCCAUGGCUUUUGUAGACGCUGUUGGUAUCCAGGCUCUGAAACAGAUUGUAUGUGAUUACAAAGACAUUGGAGUCCAGGUUGUUUUUGCGCAUUGCAGAGAUGAGCUUACUGAGACAGUCCAGAAAAAUGUAUUCCUCGGUGACCAAGGCAGAGACGCCAUCUAUCUUACGGUCCACGACGCAGUACUUGCUGUACUGACAACCGAACUACCCCUGCUUCAGAAGUUAGAAGAUGACACCCUCAUCACCUCCCAUGGUCCGGGAACUGAAGCAUCAGUGGCAAAAACAAAUGAUUUUUGACGUUUUGAAUUAUGAGGGUAUUUCGCCAAAGCAAUGAAAUCGUGCUUUGUUUUGUUUUGUGUUUCUUUUAUCAGAAGUUAAACAUAAUUUUUGAGUAAAAUAUCACUAUACUAAAGGAUAAUGGGGUACAAACGUUUCAUCAUGCCUGUGUUUCACGUGUACUUGACGUCGUCAAAUUUCCACAGAAAAUCCUCAUAAAAAUUGAUGGCCAUGGGAAUUAUUGCAUGUGGUCGAGCAUGGAUUUGACAAAGUUUGUUGGAAACUUUUAUUUUAUUCUCAAGUGUAUGUUUUAAAUAUAUGCCAAGAAGAUACGUCAAUAUAGCAGUAUAACCUAUACACAUG